AUGAGGAAGCCCGAUGCCGUCCCCGGGGACGGGGCCGACGAUGGGGACAGCGGGAGCGAGGGCAGAAGCGGAGGUGAGGAGACAAACGUGUGCGAGAAGUGCUGUGCGGAGUUCUUCAAGUGGACGGACUUCCUGGAGCACAAGAAGACCUGCACUAAAAACCCGCUGGUGCUGAUUGUGAAUGAAGAUGAGCCGGCACCGCCGUCCGAGGAGUUUCCAGAACCUUCCCCGGCAAGCUCUCCCAGUGACCCGACGGAGAGCGAGGCUGCCGAGGAGCCAGCUCCCGCAGAGAACGGCGAGGGCGGUGAGGUGAGGGCCCCCGAGAAGGAGGAGGAGCCCAUGGAAGCCGAGCCGGCUGGAGACAAAAGCUUCCAGAGCCCCGGCCCCUCACACCCAGGGAAGCCGCCUCUACCUCAGAUCCCCGAACCAGCUCCUGUGGCCGCAUACAGCAUGCCAAACACCAACGUGACCUUGGAGACCCUCCUGAGCACCAAGGUGGCCGUGGCGCAGUUCUCCCAGAACGCGAGGGCUGCAGGCAGCGUGGGAUCCAGCAGCGGGGUGACGGCGGUGGCCAUCCCCAUGAUCCUGGAGCAGCUGAUGGCCCUGCAGCAGCAACAGAUUCACCAGCUGCAGCUCAUUGAGCAGAUCCGCAGCCAGGUGGCCAUGAUGAACCGCCAGCCCCUGCGGCCGCCACUGAACCCCGGGGCAGCCACAGCGGCUCAGAGCGCCCCCGUGCCGGCCUCCAGCCAGCUCCAGGGGCUGGCCACCCAUUCGGCUCUGCAGCUCUCCGCCGGGGCCCCCCCUGUGCCCGUGGCUCCUGGCCCCACUGCCCAACCGGCUGCCUACGAGGGCCCCCAGCACCUGUCCCAGCCGGCCUCCGGGGCAAGCACCCCACACGUCCCCAGCGGGGGCCCUUCCGACACCGCCGAGGCUAGCGGGCCGGCGUCCUCCAGCGCGGCCCCGGCCUCCACCGCCCCGGCCUUGGCGGCCGGCACCUCCAGCAGCAACUCACAGCCGCAGAACGCCUCCACGCCCCCCGCCCUGGGGCCAGGGCCCCUCCUCAGCUCAGCCCCCAGCCUGCCAAACCCACUUCUACCUCAGACCUCCGCCAGCAGCGUCAUCUUCCCCAACCCGCUGGUCAGCAUUGCGGCCACCGCCAACGCGCUGGACCCCCUGUCCGCCCUCAUGAAGCACCGCAAGGGCAAGCCCCCGAACGUGUCGGUGUUCGAGCCCAAGGCCAGCACCGAGGACCCGUUCUUCAAGCACAAGUGCCGAUUCUGUGCCAAGGUGUUCGGGAGCGAUAGCGCCCUGCAGAUCCACCUGCGCUCCCACACCGGCGAGAGGCCCUUCAAGUGCAACGUCUGCGGGAACCGCUUCUCCACCAAGGGCAAUCUGAAGGUCCACUUUCAGAGGCACAAGGAGAAGUACCCCCACAUCCAGAUGAACCCCUACCCCGUCCCGGAGUACCUGGACAACGUGCCCACCUGCUCCGGAAUCCCCUAUGGGAUGUCGCUGCCUCCAGAAAAGCCCGUGACCACCUGGCUGGACAGCAAGCCCGUGUUGCCCACGGUGCCCACGUCGGCUGGGCUGCAGCUCCUGCCCACCAUCCCCGGGGUCAGCAGCUACGCAGACUCCCCCAGCCUCACCCCUGCAAGCCGCUCCCCGCAGCGGCCCUCCCCCGCAUCUAGCGAAUGCACCUCUCUGUCGCCUGGCGUCAACAGCUCUGAGUCGGGCCUCCCAGGGACUGCCGAGUCCCCACAGCCAGCGCUCAGCGGGUCUUCUCUGACCAAAACCGAGCCCGUGAGCCUGCCUUGCGCGAACACCAGGGCAGGGGAGGUCCCCAGCGGCGGGCAGGUCUCCACCACGUCCGCAUCCGCGGCCCUGACGGACAACAGCAUCUCCACAGGCCUGUGCAGCCCGGUCCUUCCCGCCGGCUCGGACCAGUUCAAGGCAAAGUUUCCCUUCGGGGGGCUGCUCGACUCCAUGCAAACAUCAGAGACGUCCAAGCUGCAGCAGCUGGUGGAGAACAUCGACAAGAAGAUGACGGACCCCAACCAGUGCGUCAUCUGCCACCGCGUGCUGAGCUGCCAGAGCGCCCUGAAGAUGCACUACCGGACGCACACGGGGGAGAGGCCGUUCAAGUGCAAGAUCUGCGGGCGCGCCUUCACCACCAAAGGCAACCUGAAGACGCACUUCGGGGUGCACCGGGCCAAGCCGCCCCUGCGGGUGCAGCACUCAUGCCCCAUCUGCCAGAAGAAGUUCACCAACGCCGUAGUGCUGCAGCAGCAUGUCCGCAUGCACAUGGGGGGCCAGAUCCCCAACACGCCGCUGCCCGACGGCUUCCCGGACGCCAUGGACGCCGAGCUCCCCUACGGCGAGAAGGCGGCGGAGGCCCCCAGCGGCCACGACGACGACGCGGACGAGAACUCCAUGGAGGACGACGCCGAGCUGCGGGAGCCCGCCGGCGACGCGCCCAGGCCGCUCCUGUGCUACGCGGGGUCCUGCCCGCCCUCGCCGCCCUCCGUCAUCUCCAGCAUCGCCGCCCUGGAGAACCAGAUGAAGAUGAUGGACUCGGUCAUGAGCUGCCCGCAGCUGACCGCCUUGAAGGCCAUGGAGAACGGGUCCGGGGAGAGCGACCACCUGAGCAACGACUCCUCGUCGGCCGUGGGCGACCUGGAGAGCCGGAGCGCGGGCAGCCCGGCCCUGUCGGAGUCCUCGUCCUCCAUGCACGCCCUGUCGCCCAUGAACAGCAACAGCGAGAGCUUGCACUCCAAGUCCCCGGGCCUCAGCAACCAGGAGGAGCCCCAGGAAGCGCCUCUAAAGACCGAAAGGCCGGACAGCCCUGCCCCCGGCCCCGAAAACGGAGGCGCGCUGGACCUCACGGCGGCCCCGCCCGGCCGGCCGGCCAUCAAGGAGGAGGCCCCCUUUAGCCUGCUGUUCCUGAGCAGAGAACGGGGUCCCGGCCAAACCACUCCUAGCCUG
Molecule: messenger RNA, 2982 nt
Organism: Leptonychotes weddellii (Weddell seal)
Lineage: Eukaryota; Metazoa; Chordata; Mammalia; Carnivora; Phocidae
Source: RefSeq, a predicted model, not a curated record